AUCUCAAAAAAAAAAAAUUGCUGCUUAUAAUUACCUAAUAUUUUGGUAUAUUUCCAUAUGAAAAAUAUUUUUUUCCUGUAUUUUACAAUUACUAUGGGAUCAUGCCCCUCUUUACAUUAUAAGCAUUUCUCCAUAUUUUUAAAUAGACAAGAGUAACAAAUUUGAUUAAUAGCAUAUUGUAUAAUUAGAUGUCAUUGCAAUUUUUCAACCAAUAUUCAAUUCGAUAUUUAAGUUUUUCCCAGUUUUUUACUUUUCUGUUCUUUUUUAUUCUGCUUUUCUAGUUCUUAGAGAGUUGGUUUGCCUUAAAUCUUUCUACUUAGAAGCUACUCUACUGUAAAUUUCUUGACCCUGAACAAACCUAAGAAUGAACAGUUUGGUCCUGCUUCUUUGGUUCACAGUCUCAUUAGCAUGUAUUCCAUGAAUCCUAAAACACAAAGUAACAAGGACCUUUAAAUUUUUACUAGGUUGUUUCACAGUGCAAAAGUCCUAAAGCUUUUACUUGAAAGGUUUCCAAAUUUAAAAAUAGUCUGUGUCCUCUGAUUCCAUAGAAUUCAAAAUUAAUCUUAGAUGUACAAUAACAGACUGCAGAGACCACCACAGUUCUGCUUUCCAUAAUGAAAUAUCAAAUUCAAAAUAUGUAACACUGAUAUAACAAUAAUAUACUGUCUACAUUGAAAUUUCAUCAAUGUCCUAGUAAUGACCUCUAUUGCAAUUUCACCUCCAGACCAGGAUCCAAUCCUGAUUUAUUUAGUUGUCCAUUAAUUAUUAUGUUUCUUGGUCUCAUUUAUUCUUCUGUAUAUUUCUUCAAGUAAUUGAUCUCAUGUAAGUUAUCAAAUUCUUAGCAUAAAAUUGUUUGUAAUAUUCCCUAGCUAAUGUCAAUUGGAUCUAUAAUAAUAAGCCUACUUUCAUUUUGAGUUAUUUGUGUCCUAUCUUGUUUUUAUUUAAUCAGUCUAUGUUGUAGUUUAUCAAUUUUUUAGCUUUACCUUUAUAAUUUUAAAAUUAUUUAUAUUGUUCAUCCUUUAUCAUUCAGUUUGAAAUAUUUCCUAAUUUCCAGCAUGAUUUCUUUUUGACUCAUGAGUUAUUAGAAAUGUUUAAAAUACUUGAGAGUUUUCUAGAUACCUUACUGUUUUUAAUUACUAAUUUCAUUGAGAAUAUGUAAUUUCAGUGCUUUUACAUGUAUUGUAAUUUUAUGGCCCAACUUAAGGCCUAUCUUGUUGAACAUGCCAUGUACAUUUGAAGUUAUUGAGGUAAUUAGGGUAAGGUCAUUAAACUGUUCAAAUCUAUUGUUUAAAGGGGGAUUUAAAAAUCUCCAUUCAUGGUUAUGGAAUUGCCUAUUUUUCCUAUUUCUCCCUUUAAUUCUGUCAAUUUUUGCCCUAUUGAUAUCUUAAAAUCCAUUAUUUGGAUUUAUGAUUUUUAUGAUCCUGUCAUAUAGAUAUAUAAUAUUUAUAAUUAUAGUCAUUACUACUUUGGGUUUCUUAUGCUUACUGUUGCAUGGAAUGUAUUUUUUCCAUUCACUUAGUUGCAUUCUGUCAAUGUAAACUACAUUAAUAAUUUUUCACCACUAUCCAGAUUCUUAGUAAUUCAUUCCUUGGUUUGUUUAAAGAUUUACUCCAAAAGUAUGGCCUAUAGUUUUAGUUCAGCAAAUAUAAGUUUGAGAGAUUGAUUUGUGUGUAUUUAUGACAAUAUUAUAAUAUUCUAACAAUAUUAUGUUUGUAAGAUUUAUCCAGGUAAUUGCAUGUAGUUGUAAUUCAUUUAUUUUUGUUCUCUAGAAGAGGAAUGGCUGGGUCAAAAGUUAUUCAUAUUGUCACAUUUAUUAGACAAUGUCAAAUUGCUUUCUGAAGUGGUGGUACCAAUUUAUAUUCCCUUAGUAGGGCUUGAGUCUGAGUGAUUCACUUCAUAACCAACUCUUAUUUUUGGAAUUUUUAAUUUUUGCCAACCUUAUAGGUAUGAAAUAUGCCCCAUGAUUUUAAUUUGCAUUUCUUUGAUAAUAAAUGAGAUUAAGACUUUUUCCCAUAUGCUUAUGCUUGUGUCUCAUUAGUACCUGUUUAAGUCUUUUUCUCAUAUUUAUCUGAGAUUUUUAGACAUUACUUUUUUCGGAAAAGUCCUACUAACACUUCAUUCUAUAGCUAUUUCAAAAACCUGUGUGAAUUAGUUGAGAGGGAUUAGUAGGAGAUUUGGUGCUCCCUACAUUCUGAAAGUGGGGCUUGAGUAUUUUAUUACUGGUUACUGUGAUCACAUUUGUAUUUUUCAGCUUAUGUUGUCUCAGGAAAGAAUGACUUGCAAAUGCAGAGCCCUUCAGAAGUUACCUUGAGUAUUUUAUUGUAGAGGAAAUAUAUGCCCUAAUGGUGCCAAUAGAGGUCAAACAACUUCUAUAAAUAAAAUUAUUAAAAUAUGUGAGUAAAAUGUAGUGACAAUCCCUAAGAGAGAGAGAUUUCAAGAGAACAGAAAAUGAACAGGGAAAAUAGUGGUACAUUUAUUGAAUUCAGUAACUGUUAAAAGUUAAUAAGAAACUAAGGCAAAUGGUAUGUGGUAAUCUGGCUCUGAAGUUAGCUCUGUUACUCUUCAAAAGGCAUAUUUGAGGUUUUGGCCUCCUGGGCAACUUGCGGUGGAGUUCUGUCAUUUUCCCUUUACUGCUGGAAAAGAAGGCUCAAGAGGAAAAGUCCAGGUUUUGCUGAAGAUAUUCAUCUUCAUCAUCCCAGGUGCCACACUACAAGAAUGAUUCAGUUGACAGCUACCCCUGUGAGUGCACUUGUUGAUGAGCCAGUGCGUAUCCGAGCUACAGGCCUGACUCCCUUUCAGGUGGUGAGUUUUAAGGCAUCACUGGAAGACGAAAAGAGAAAUAUGUUUUAUUCUCAAGCCCACUAUAGGGCCAAUGAAUUUGGUGAGGUGGACCUGGAGCAUGCUUCUUCACUUGGAGGGGAUUAUGUGGGAGUCCACCCCAUGGGUCUCUUCUGGUCCCUAAAACCCGAAAAGCCAUUAAAAAGACUGUUGAAAAGAGAUGUGAUGAAUAGCCCCUUUCAGGUCCAAUUAAAACUUUAUGACUUAGAGGCACUACCGAGCAGUAAAGCUACCAGUGCUCCAAAGGCCAGCCUGACUCUGAAGAGGUGGUAUGUGGCACCUGGUGUCACACGAAUUCAGGUUCGAGAAGGCCGCCUUCGAGGAACUCUCUUUCUCCCUUCAGGAGAGGGUCAAUUCCCAGGGGUAAUUGAUUUGUUUGGUGGUUUGGGUGGGCUGGUUGAAUUUCGGGCCAGUCUGCUAGCCAGCCGUGGCUUUGCCUCCUUGGCCUUGGCUUACCAUGACUAUGAAGACCUGCCCUCCGAUCCAGAAGUAACAGAUUUAGAAUAUUUUGAGGAGGCUGCCAACUUUCUCCUCAGACAUCCUAAGGUCUUCGGCUCAGGCAUAGGGGUAGUCUCUGUAUGUAAAGGAGCAGUGAUUGGGCUGUCUAUGGCUAUUCAUCUAAAACAAGUCACAGCCGCGGUACUUAUUAAUGGGACCAGCUUUAAUUUUGGCGUUCCACAGGUAUAUCGUGGUCAGAUCUAUCCGCCCCUUCCCUAUUCUCCACAAUUAAUAUCCACCAAUGCCUUGGGGUUAGUAGAGUUCCAUCAGAUUUUUAAGGAAACUCAAGUUGGGGCCAGUCAGUAUUUUUUUCCCAUUGAAGAGGCCCAGGGGCAUCUCCUCUUCAUUGUGGGAGAAGAUGAUAAGAAUCUCAACAGCAAAGCACAUGCUGAACAAGCCAUAGGACAGCUGAAGAGACAUGGGAAGAACAACUGGACCCUGCUAUCUUACCCUGGGGCAGGCCACCUGAUAGAGCCUCCCUAUUCCCCUCUGUGCUGUGCCUCAAUCAUGCACGAUUUGAAGAUAUACUGGGGAGGAGAGGUGAUCCCACACGCGGCUGCACAGGAACAUUCUUGGAAGGAGAUCCAGAAAUUUCUCAGGAAGCACCUCAUUCCAGAUGUGACCAGUCAACUCUAAGAAGACUAGAUAUUCCUAGAAAAUAAAGAAGCAAAUCUCUUUACCAGAACCUUCUCUCAAUUUUCAUGGAGGAAUGUCCUCCCCCCAACACACACAUUUUUUUAAAAUUAAUUUUGAUGAUUAAAAAGAGCACAGGGUAAAAACCUGAGAUUUCACUUAUACUGCAUAACAAGCUGACCAAAUUGGACAUGGUGGAUAAAUCAUAAAACAAAUAAUUUUACUUAUUAUUUACAUGACUUUUCUUACCAUCAGGUUUUCUAAAUGGGACUGAGGUAUAGUACACUGGCAAAAAUAAGAAAAGGCAAACAAGAAUAGCACCAAAGUAACAGAUACCCAAAACCAAAUACCAUGUCAGAAAACACCAUAUAGUAACAAUUUAUCAGAUUAGUGCAGCAGGAGAAAGUUACAAUUAAUUAUUUUAGUGAUAUUUUUCAACUUCACUACAGUAAAUUUGCAACAUCAUUUUUCAUUUGAGGAGUAGUAAAAUUCAGGUCAAAAAGGAAAGAAGGAAUGGAGCAGGUCAGUUAAUUCAUUCCAGUAAAUUACCUCUUCAGUUCUGAAAAACAUGCCCAUUAGCACAUAACUGAGACACAAUAACUAAGACUAGAAGAGACUUGGUUUAAGUUGUGAAGCAAAUUCUAAUGGAAAAUACAAGAAAAUGGAACCAAUGAGUUUGAAAAUGCCCCUUACUGAAAAUAUGUACUAAAAAUAAAAUUAAUAAAAGUGAAAAUAGAAACACGACUCUAUUAGUACAUACUAGCCUGAGUAGUUUGAUGAACUUAGUGAUUGGGCCAACUGACACUGUACUUCCAUCAGUCAUGUUAGAGUAACACACAAAUGUGAGCUCUAUAUGGGCAGGUACUAUAUUUUCAUAAGACCCAAAUAGUUACUGUACAUCC
Cebus imitator (Panamanian white-faced capuchin) is the source of this 4871-nucleotide messenger RNA. RefSeq names its product bile acid-CoA:amino acid N-acyltransferase (gene BAAT). Gene Ontology annotation, biological process: acyl-CoA metabolic process; fatty acid metabolic process. The record is from RefSeq and is a predicted model, not a curated record. Lineage: Eukaryota; Metazoa; Chordata; Mammalia; Primates; Cebidae. The transcript has 4 exons. Gene Ontology annotation, cellular component: peroxisome. Gene Ontology annotation, molecular function: fatty acyl-CoA hydrolase activity. The coding region runs from base 2716 to 3972 and encodes 418 amino acids.